Molecule: messenger RNA, 1375 nt
Organism: Rhodofomes roseus
Lineage: Eukaryota; Fungi; Basidiomycota; Agaricomycetes; Polyporales; Fomitopsidaceae
Product: RNA 3'-terminal phosphate cyclase
Exons: 4
Coding region: 129-1259 (376 amino acids)
Biological process (GO): RNA processing
Cellular component (GO): nucleus
Molecular function (GO): RNA-3'-phosphate cyclase activity
Source: RefSeq, a predicted model, not a curated record
CGAUCUCUACUACACCUCGCCCUCAACCAACCCUCAACGUUGUCCGUCCCUUUCAAUAUCAAGUCUCAGGCAUAUCUCGCACACUCUGACAGCACUCCCUCAUACUAUUUCCAGCCUUUUCUGCGCGCAUGACCUCUACCGAGAUUAUACUGGACGGCAGCGUCCUCGAAGGAGGUGGCCAACUGCUCCGCAACGCCGUGGCCUUAUCCACACUGCUCUCUCAGCGCAUUUCUAUCCAAAAUAUACGCGCAAAUAGGAGACAACCGGGCCUGAGGCCACAGCACGCAGCAGGACUGCGCCUAGUCGCUGAACUCUGCGGGGGAAGUCUGUCAGGAAGUGAACCGGGUACGACAGAAAUUGACUACCGGCCCGGGCUUGGUGUUCUGCUGUCGAGGACGUACAGCGCCGAUCCGGGGACAGCAGGAGCAACGACUCUUCUCCUGCAAGUUUCGCUGCCAUGUCUCCUCUUCUCGCCUGCACCGUCUGCCUCGGAUGGACCUCCAACGACAGAACUGAUCCUGUGCGGCGGAACGAACGCGAUUCAAGCACCUCAGAUUGACUACACGGCCCAUGUCUUUCUGCCCUUCAUACAGCGUCACUUCGGGCUCGCACCGAGCUUGCAAGUCAAAAUGCGCGGCUACUAUCCCAAGGGAGGCGGGCGAGUGCGCGUCGUAGUACCAGCUGUGCCCGGGCCCUUGCCAUCCGUGAACCUGACGCACCGGGGCUCGGUCGAAGCCGUACGUGGUCGAGCAUACGUCGCCGGCCUCCCCGCACACCUAGCAGCCUCCAUGCGUAAUAGCGCGGCCGCGGCACUCCAAAACGGAGGUAUAGACCCUGACAUUAUCCACAUCGAGGCAAUUAGGGAAGAAUCGCAUGACGCUGUGGGAAGCGGGUCCGGCAUCGUGCUCUGGGCUGAAACCGAUGGCGGGUGCGUUCUGGGCGGAAGCGCGAUUGGUGUGAAGGGGAAGAAACCCGCGAAGGUCGGUGAAGAGGCCGCGAACGAGCUGCUUCGAAACCUAGCGCAUGGAGGAUGCGUGGAUGAGUAUAUGCAGGACCAGAUGAUCAUCUUUCUGGCCCUGGCCAAGGGUCGGUCGUCCGUGAAGACGGGCCCUCUAACUCUGCACACAAAAACCGCGAUCUGGGUCGUGGAACAGCUGACGAAAGUAAGGUUCGUAGUGCACGAGGAGUCUGAGAGUUCGUUUGUCAUUCAGUGCGAUGGUAUUGGAUACACGAGAUUAAUGCCAACAAUGACAUCAUGAAGCUAGCUCAGAGCGAGAUGUUCGACGACAAGUAGUAGCACCUUCGACGCAGGGAACUAUCGAUAGGCAUUCGAUUCCAGUCAUACAAUGGCAAUGAAGAUACAGGUCGAUGAUCA